AUGCAGCUGACGUGGCUGGCCUGCGCGAGGCUGGAACGUUGCCGCCUGUCUUUCGAACCUUCGGCCCUGAUGCGGCAAGGUACGCCAGCCCUCCGCAUGUGCAUCCAACGAGUGGACCCGACGUGCUCCGCAGAGUCCAGCGUGUCGUGCUCUCCAGCGGAGGCCGGGGUCGGCUUCUGCGAAGCCCCGCCGCCGGCUGCGAAAGCGGCGGAGCCCGAGUCCGCCUGGCCGGCCCGUGGGCGGCGGGCUGCGCCGACGGCCUUUGCGAAGAAGGAGGCCAACGUCACCACCUGCGCCGAGGGCUUCCGCUGCGUCUCCCGCGUCCGCCGCUUCGGCUACGACCACGCUAUCGAAGUGGACGCCAGCAAGGCGGCGGAGGUCGAGGAUCCCAGGAUGGAGGACUACGAAUGGGAUUGUCCAGUGAAUGGAAAGUGGAUGCGAUACUCGUACGAGACGGGGACUGACCCAGGCACCUGCCGCGCCGAGAACGACUGCCUGUGCAUCGCGUCUGCCUCGAGUAGCAGCAAGUCCACGCUGGUCGACGGCCAGGAGAAGAUCGUCGGGAACUUUAAGGUGCAGGUCGGGCCCGCGAAGGACCACGAGUUCAAGGACGCCACGCUCACCGUGAUACCUCACUACAAACUCCGCCGGGUCCCGAACAUGUUCGACCACGACGACCCCCAUUCCGACUUCGGCAAGAUCUUUGUCAUCCCGCGUUCGUUCUGGCUGAACGAGUCGAAGGAGACGUCCUGGAAGGUUCAGAGGGCGCUGGACGAGCUGCGCGUGUGGCUGCACAACAGGUACGUUGAUAAGGUCCAAGGCAAAGAGAACGUGCAGUGCAACGACACUCAGUUCUUGUCCAAGCCGGAGCAGCAGCAGGCGUCGGCGAAGAUCAGGAGGUUCCUGAUGAUGCAGAAGGAGUGCGAGCAGCUGAGGGAGACGAUGGGCAAGCUGUCGCCGCGCCUGUCGGACGAGCAGUUCGUUGCCGAGCAGGGGAAGCGGCUGGGGCAGCAGGCGCUCAACUGCUUCACCGUGGAGAAGGACUCUCGGACCUGCCAGCAGCUGAACUGCUACACUGGGCCCGACGACACGCCCUUCCAGCAGGAGGUUCUGAAGCUGAAGGAGAAGGUGGACAGCUGCUCGCCCGAGCAAGACGUCCGGCUUGAGGACGCCGGCCAGCAGGCCGCGGCCGGCGCCAAGGCCGCCGAAGGAGCCGCCGCGCCCGGCGGCGAGGCAGCCGGCGCGCAGCCCCCGAGCGCCACGCCGGCGCCCGCCGCCGCUCCGAGCGCGCCCGCGCCCGGCGCGCCCCCGGGCGCCGCCUCGGCCGAGGUCGGCGCGCCUGGCGCGGCGCCCGGGCCCCUGCUCGGCGUUGCACUGGCGGAGAAGGUAGGGCCGCCCCGUCUUUGCCCCAUGUCCGACAACAUUCUGCUCAGAGCGAGUCCCCCGACCAGGCUCAGGGGGCGGUUCGAGGUUCGAGGUACCUGCCAGGACGUUUCCCUGGAGCGCCCGAACGUACCUGCCAGGGCGGAGGUAACUGACAGAACGAUGCCCGGGAAGUACACUGGCACCGUCUCCAAUUGGAACCACCCGAAGGCGGGCCGGCGCAACUCGGAAGGAUUCGGGUUCGUGAAGGUGGAGAGCGGAGAGGACGUAGGCGAUCUGUUCUUGUACGCCGACAGCAUCAAGGACCCGAAGUUGAGGAGCGAGGCCAAGAUCUACGGUCUGAAGAACCGCACACGGAUUCGGUUCGACAUCGAGGAUCCGCGCGAUUCUGCCGACGCGUGGAGCCACGCGUUCGAGCUGGACGCGGGUGCCACUGUGCUGGCGCUGAAGGAGCAGAUGCUGAGGGGCCGCGGCCAGCAGCAGGACCUGGACUCCUUCGAGCUCCGGCAGAGGGGCCGCCGAGUCCCGGACACGGAGAGCAGAUCCUGCGGGACCACGUGCUCGAGUUCGAGUACCUGGGUGCCGUGGAGGGGAGGACAGGCCACACGGCAAGAGAGGGCCACUCCUGCCCUGGGAAUCUCUCCUCGCGUGCAGCCGAGAGGAGGAGGGCGCUGUUGGAGAGCAGCGGGGGUGCCCAGCUUGAGAGGCAGAGGCAGCAGGAGGAGCUUGCGGCGGAGCGCCGGGCCGCCGGCGCCGGCGCCGGCGCGGAGGCCGGGCCCCCGCGGGUGCAGCCUGCAGAGGGGCCAGGCGGAUCCGCGGAGGACGAGGAGAGUGGCUCACGCCGACCCCCGCGCCCCGGCCUCCGCUGCCGGGGCCCCCGCCGCCCCGCUGGAGGGUGGUCGGCGGGGGCCACGCUGGCGGCAUCCUCGCGAGGGUGGGCAGGGCCACCACCACGGAGAGCAGCUCCCAGAACGACUCGGUCUCGGUGCGGUGGUGGAGGAGGUCGAGGUCGUUGGCGAGCGCCUGCACUACCGGAAGCUCACGGGCGCCGGGCCCGAGGAGGGUUGGGUCAGCCUCUCGCUGUCGGGCCGGGAGCUCCUCGUGAGGCAAGAGUUGUCGGCGGCGGACGCCUUCACACUCGAUAAGGCCCUGUCACUCCAGGAGGAGCUCAUGUGGGGCUUCGCGGCGCCCGAGUUCCAGCGCGAGCUGAGAUCGUUGAUUGCAGAGAGGGCCUCCGUCACGAAGGCCGAGUUAGCCAAGACGAAGGCGGAGCUAUUCCUCAAGAUUCAGGCACCUAUCCUGGUGAAGUAUGGGUUUGAGGGCUCCACUGCUGGACUUUACCAUAUCCACUUGCGUAAUCGGCAGUUCCGGCUUCGACAAGCAUGA
Molecule: messenger RNA, 2769 nt
Organism: Prorocentrum cordatum
Lineage: Eukaryota; Dinophyceae; Prorocentrales; Prorocentraceae
Source: the annotation of a GenBank genome assembly